CCCUCCAGACACGAGACAUGUCCUGCUACAACCAGUGCCUGCCACGCCUGCCCUGCCAGCCCUGCGGCCCCACCCCUCUGGGCAGCAGCUGCAACGAGCCCUGCGUCAGGCAGUGCCAGGACUCCAACGUCUUCAUCCAGCCCUCUCCCGUGGUGGUGACCCUGCCCGGACCCAUCCUCAGCUCCUUCCCGCAGAACACCGCCGUGGGCUCCUCCACCUCCGCUGCCGUUGGCAGCAUCCUCAGCUCUGAGGGCGUGCCCAUCUCCUCUGGAGGCUUUGGCCUCUCUGGCAUUGGCGGCCGCAUCUGUGGCAGGCGUGUGUGCUAA
Tympanuchus pallidicinctus (lesser prairie-chicken) is the source of this 326-nucleotide messenger RNA. Its product is annotated as feather beta keratin-like. Gene Ontology annotation, cellular component: intermediate filament. Gene Ontology annotation, molecular function: structural constituent of cytoskeleton. The transcript has a single exon. NCBI's taxonomy places the organism in Eukaryota, Metazoa, Chordata, Aves, Galliformes, Phasianidae. Bases 18 to 326 code for a protein of 102 amino acids. The record is from RefSeq and is a predicted model, not a curated record.